Scomber scombrus (Atlantic mackerel) is the source of this 5153-nucleotide messenger RNA. Its product is annotated as metalloreductase STEAP3-like. NCBI's taxonomy places the organism in Eukaryota, Metazoa, Chordata, Actinopteri, Scombriformes, Scombridae. The transcript has 6 exons. Bases 144 to 1604 code for a protein of 486 amino acids. Gene Ontology annotation, cellular component: endosome; plasma membrane. The record is from RefSeq and is a predicted model, not a curated record. Gene Ontology annotation, biological process: copper ion import. Gene Ontology annotation, molecular function: cupric reductase (NADH) activity; ferric-chelate reductase (NADPH) activity.
UGACAGGAUAUCCUCUGUCGAUCAGCUGGAUCAUAAAGUGUUUACAUACAUACAUAGUGUCAGUGAAUGUAACGUGUCAGCCUCAGGUUCAUUUCUUACAAUAUUAUUCGCAUCGUCUUUGAACCCGGGAAAACACGAACAUCAUGGAGACUGACAUGGAGACGCCCUUGUUGCCCAGUUCUGCCUCUGACGCCUCGGAGCCCCCGCCCCGCCACCAAGGAGGCACCGUGAUCGCCAUCAUAGGCUCAGGAGACUUCUCCCGCUCCCUCGCCAUCCGGCUGGUGGCCUCUGGUUUCAGGGUGGUGGUGGGCAGUCGAGACCCAAACCGCGUCGCUGCGGGUCUGUUUCCCGAUGGGGUGGAGCUGCGGUCGCAUAGGGAGGCGGUGAGCAGCGCUGAGAGAGUGGUGUUUGCUGCAGUCUACCCGGAGCACUACUCCACCCUGUUGGGGAUGAGGGAGCAGCUGGUCGGGAAGGUUCUGGUGGAUGUGAGCAACGCCACAGAGAUGAACAGCGAGCGGUCGAACGCAGAGAAGCUGGCAGAGCUGUUCCCAGAGAGCCGGGUAGUGAAGGGCUUCAACGUCAUCUCUGCGUGGGCGCUGCAGGCCGGAGCCCACGAUGGAAGCAAGCAGGUCCUGAUCUGCAGCGACUGCUCCGUCUCUAAAUCCUCGGUGGUCCAGCUGGCUCGUCGUCUGGGCUUCAGUCCCGUGGAUCUGGGGGGUCUGUGCUCCUCUCGGGACAUUGAGGAGGCGCCGCUCCUCCUCUUUCCCUCCUGGGGAGCCCCCAUCCUGGCCACCUUCCUCCUCUUCCUCUUUUUCUAUGGUUACAACUUCCUGAGGCGCAUUCUGCUGCCCUACCUCGAUCAUGGGGAGAACAAUUUCUACCAGCUCCCCCUGGUGGCGGUGAAUCAGACGCUGCCGGCGGUCGCCCUGAUCACACUGGCUCUGGUCUAUCUGCCAGGUCUGCUGGCGGCUGUCCUUCAGCUCAGCAGAGGAACCAAAUAUAAGAGAUUUCCUGGUUGGUUAGACUUCUGGCUGUGCAGGAGGAAACAUCUUGGCCUGCUGAGCUUCCUGUGUGCUGCCCUCCACGCUGUGUACAGUAUGUGUCUGACACUGAGGCGUGCUGCGGGAUACACACUGCUAAAUGCUGCUUACCACCAGGUGAAAGCUGGUGUUGAAAACUCCUGGGUAGAGAAGAUGGUGUGGAGGUCUGAUCUCUACCUGUCCUGUGGAAUUCUGGGAUUUGGAGUCCUCUCUCUGCUGGCUGUUACCUCUCUUCCCUCUGUGGGAAAUGCUCUCAACUGGAGGGAGUUUACAUUUGUUCAGUCAGGACUUGGUUACGCUGCCUUAACUCUCUCCGUCAUGCACACGCUCUUCUUCGGCUGGGACUUUACCUUUUCUGCUGAGGCCUACCCUUACUACCUGCCACCUGUGUACCUGCUGGCUCUCAUCCUGCCCUGUGUGGUCCUGGUCGGGCGGAUCCUCUUGGCUCUGCCGUGCCUGGCGUUCAGGCUGGCAAAGAUUCGCAGGGGCUGGGAGAGUGCACGACACCGGCCCCCAAAUAACCGAAAGGAAGCAGACCCACCUCGAAACUUUGGUGACGUCUAGUGUUUCAGGUAGUAGGAGAGACCAAUCAGGACAACCCAGAGGUGUUUCUCCUCUCUGUGAGAGUCUCUGCCAUUCUGUCACUUCCUCUGUGUGUUUGAUAGGCUGCAGCUGGACUUUCCUUCUUCAUACUAACCUGCGUUGUCCACCGGGCGUGUAUGCGCCACGAUCAUAGACUGUAUAUAAAAAAUGGACGUAACAUCCGUGACGUCACCCAUUGUUUUGUGGACUGCUGCGUGGAAGCCAAUAGUAUCAGAUCUGAGUGCGCCAUCUUGAAAAUUUCCGGUGCAUGCUGGGUAAAAUAAAAACACGGAUUCUACUUAUAUGGGCAUCAGGAGGAGCAUGAGGCGCCCUCCUGAACCUGUGAACCAAUCAACCUGUCAAUCACCACGUAGCCACGCCCUAAUGCAUACCCUGCUUUAUCGUCAAAUAUAAAAUCAGGGAGGCCAAAAUGUCCCAAAUGAACAUCAUACUGCAUUGAAGAAGGCUUUAAACUAGCGAUUGAGACCAUAAACACAUUUUGAAAACGUUUACUGAGGUUAGAAAUCAAGUGAGAAGUUGGUGAAUUCUCCAUUGACUUGUAUAGAGACGGAAGUCCUUUUGACACCAAAACGGUCGCCCCCUGGUGGCCUUUUGAUAGAAUGCAGUUUUUAGUUACUUCCACGUUGGCCUCAUUUCAGAGGACCGAAACUCCCCACCUGGCCACGAUCCAUCCUCUGCACUGCGUACUACCCACAGGGAGCAAUCUGCCUUUUAAAUGAAGUUGUACUGUUAAUAUAGUAAUUACGGCAGCCCAAUCAAAUCCAAACGAGUGUCUUUAGGCUACCGUAAUUACUGUAGAAGCAACACAACUAAUCAGCCCGAUUUUGUUAACUUGCUCAAAUUUAGUUGAUUUGGUAAUUUUCCUUCAUGUUCACAGCUCCAAGAGGCCUUUUCGGAGCCGGAAUGUGGCGCACCCGCACCCGGUGGAAUCAAGGGGUAACAGGGGAAAGCGACAGUGAGCGUAGAAAUGUCACCUGAUCAUGUCGUAGGGUCCAAGAGAACGCAACAUGUGAAACUGAUCUUGCACAGUGUGAAGCGUGCAGGGAGAACUUACUUGCAAAUAGUCUAAUAAUCAACAAAGAGCAUCACCAGGAAAAAUAUACUCCAAACCAGGGACUGAAAAGAGGAAAGUGUUAUAUACAGUAUAAAUGAAAUGGCUGAAGGACGGAUCAAAUGUAUUUUUGACUUUGGUUAAAGGUGCAAGAAGCAUCCGUGCACUUAAAUGGUCCUGAAGGUAAAAAGAAGCAACUUCAUUAUCCAAAAAUCAUGCAACAUAAACUGUGUUGCUCUAUGAAAGUAAAUGGCAGUAGCUUUGAAUGAGAAAACAGGGCCAUCUGUCUGUAGCCGGGCUCACAUGCACUUUCAAAGGUUUUCAAACUGUGAGGAGGGAGGGACAGAUGUACUGCCUGAGGUGAAAGGGAUACUUUACUCAUCAACACAAUACGGAUCUGUAUCUUUGAUGUCUGUCACAAAUAAACAUCCAUAAACGCUCUUAGAGAAAAAAACGCUGCUCAUAACUCAAGAACUCGCUUGAGAAUCAUCCAAGUUUCUAAUAGUCCGGUCACCAUAACUACUUUAGUUGGACGAUAUAUUGUCUCAGAAAUAAUCCCGAUAAACGAUAUUAUUGUCAUCUGAAGGUUAUUUUAUACCACUGAUAUAAUGAUAAUAUAAUAGCAUAAUAAUGUAAAACACACACUGCCAUUAUGGUAGACAGAGUUAUUUACCUUAGAGUUAACCCCACAUGGGUUAAAUGUGGGCUACUUGGGUACUGAGUGGGCAUUGAACUGGGCAAAUAUUGUGGGUCCCACAUGGUUUCAGUAACAUGGGCCCAACAUGUGAAGCCCAUGUGGGCUGACUGUAUGAGCACCAUAAGGGAUGUAAGUGGGCAGAAACAGGGCAAAUUGUAUGGGCCCCAUAUUGUUUCAGAAAGUUCUGGCUAAAUGGGCCCUGUUGAAGGUCCAUUCUGAACCCACUUAAACCCCAUAUGGGCUAAUAUAUGGGGCCUACAUUGGUCUCACCCAGUUGGGCCCCACCUGAAACCCAAUCAGAACCCAUUUGAAGCCCAUAUGGGCACACACAGGUGGGGUCACCAUGGAUACUGCAGAAAAACCCACCCAUAUUACAGCCCAAAUGUAACCCUUAUGGGGGCCCACAUGGACAUGCUGGCUGGGAUAAGUCGAUAUAUAGACAUGAUGAUGUUGAUCGACUUAUGGUACAAUAGUUAUUGUGACAGGCCUAUUUUUCAAAGUGAUCCAGUGAUACUUAUCUGUACAUCAUGAUACACUGCAAACAGGAGCUGCUAACUAAGCACACUUUUAAUGAUGCCAUAUACAUAUAAACAUAUGUAGGGAAACUAUUUAGAAGUUAAAGCUGAAAUACAGACGAACCACAUUAAAAUGUUGCUUACAUGAAUCCAGAUCCUGCCAUAUCAACCAUAUAACCACGAUGAGAAACAUUUCCGCUUUGUGUUUAUGCUCAAAUAUUAUAUUAAUAUUGCUUUCAAGGUUAUGUGCAUAUAUUUGUCAGUUCAUAGCAGCUUGCUUCUGUGCCAGACGGGCAGAGCUUAAGUUCAUUUUGAUCAUUAGCAUCAUCAACAAGAGUGAAAAGAAGAGUCCGAAACCAGCAGAUGCUUUUCUAUCAGUGUCAGCAGUCGUAUCAGAGGAGCUGAAACUGUCAGAAAAUAUGAAUGCAAUCACUCGUAGGUGCUGAAGCCCGAAGUGAAAAUCACCUUUCGUACUCUGAACUUUCAGAGCAGGUUAAAGUCUACUGAAGCAACACACUUUACUUUUAAAGGGACAGACUUGUAUAUAUAUUUUCAUCACAAAUCUUUAUUUUUGUAAUGUUCUGUUUAAACUGUGUUUGUAGUACAGAAACACUGAACAUCCAAAAAAAGAAAAUAUUUUGGAUACAAGCCUAUUAAUUCAACAUGACCAGAUUUGAAUCCUUAUGAAGCGUGAUCAUAUUUGGGUCAAUGAUGGUUUUUAUUGUCUCCAUGUGGUUUAGUUUAAAUUUAAAGGGUUAAAAUGUGAAAAUAAACGUAUGAAUAACUUUCACACUUUCUUUUUUUGUGGACCCAGCAUCACAUUUAGAUAAUAUAUUAGAGGAUUAUGGCAAAAAUGUCUCAGUGGUGUAACCAUAAAAACUUUGUACCAAAUAAUUCAACUUGCUGUUAAAAUGUACAUUUUAACAAACCUGCCUUUAAAACUAUUUUUUAAGAUAUAUUUUGAAUUGCUAUUCUUGCCAACUUUUAUUUGUUACUGAGCCGUAAACAGAUCUGAUAAAAGAAAAGGGACAUACACUAUGACCAUUGGCUUUAAUUGUGAAAAUCAGGCAUAUUUGUCACUUGCAAACUUCUACAUCCAGCUGAUAAAACAACGACUGAGUCUGUAAUUCAAGCAUGAGGCAAUCCACUGAAGAACAAAGUGCCUAACGUAUUAAAUACACCUGCUGGAUAUGAGAACAUCCUGUAUAAUGUAAUGUGUUCCAAUAAAUCCUGUCUUUAAAUCAUAA